This is a messenger RNA of Colletotrichum lupini, 2175 nucleotides long. RefSeq lists its product as uncharacterized. Bases 1 to 2175 code for a protein of 724 amino acids. The transcript has 12 exons. The record is from RefSeq and is a predicted model, not a curated record. NCBI's taxonomy places the organism in Eukaryota, Fungi, Ascomycota, Sordariomycetes, Glomerellales, Glomerellaceae.
AUGGUCCACCGCGAUCCACGGCUGUCAAAAAUACACCCCAUCCCAGCCACGCUCGCCCGCAGGGUGUGGCAGGGCCGCAGGGUAUGGGUCGCAGGGUCGACCGGCUUUGGCGGCACACGCACAAAGUCUCACUCAAGCUUGGUAUCUUGGUAUCCAACCAUCGACCUAUCGAGGGGUCCUGGGCCCGGCCCCAGAGGGAGCCAGAGGAAGCCAGAGAGAGGUAAACUCAACUUUCACGUUCCACCGUCUCAACUUUCUCCCCUAUUCUCCACAUCCGAUGCUUCAGGACGGACAGGCGACUCUCGCAGGAAAGCACAUGAGAGGAGCUCUAACAAUUCGCGAUCGUCUCGCAAGCGCCAGAGCCGACUGAGGCCUCUCAGCCUCAACUUACACUCUCGCGUCGAAUACGACAACCCGGGAAAUGAGGGUGACGAGUUACCCGUAUUCCCGUAUGGCCCGCACAUCGUACUCAAGGCAGCAGAGUCCAGAGGUCGCUUCGCUCGCCUCUUACACCGUUCCCGAGGGACGAGUGAACGACACCCUAGAAACCAGGCGCAGCAGCUUAGGUCUAAACGCGCGGUAUCCCGUACAGGCCCUGCAAAUACCGUUACCAAAACACGCACGCAAACAAAGAAUCUCUCCAUCAAGUCGGGGUUGCCAAUGACUUCACAGGCCACUACGCACCAAGAAGUAAACUGCAAAAAGGGGUGUGUGCGUUUGCAGCAGUCCCUUGCUUUUUCUGGAUGCCAGAAACGCCCAGACUCGUCACGGCCUAGCGGUCCUGAAAGAAACCUAACCCAAAUCUCAAAAGUCAAGACAGCGGCGGGGGGCCGACUCGGCGAGGUCAUGAUCGAGAAGUUGCAAUCAUCAUCAACAGCCUCCCGCCGAGUCCAAAGUGCUUGCAUGAGCUAUCCGUACCUCGUCCCACAUAUCCCCAUCCGCCCUGCAAAGUCGAGCAUGUCACCUUGCGGAUACAGAUCCUCUGCCCAAAUUCCCAACCCUCACUGCGUCAAGGCGUCUCACCUCGCCAACCCUCCCAGUGUUUAUCCCGUUUUCAGUGACACGCAGGGUAUUCCGCUCGAUACCCUGAGGCCAGGCUUGAGCCCUCGACCCAACCCAACCAAACAAAACAAAACAAACCAUGCUCCCAACGUCGUAUCGUCCAACCCCUUCACCAGACUUAGAAACGCGUUACAGAUUCAAGCACCCAUGCAUCUCAUCCCUCUCCAUCGGUCCACCAGCUCCAUGACGUCCGACACAUCACCCACCGUCCGCCUUCCGCCCCCCCGGAACAUGCCCCCGGGGCUCCAUUCCCGCCGUCCUCAAUGCCAACCCUCACCCGGCGACGAACACCCCGUGGCAGUGCCGUCCCGGCUGUGGCGCAGAACCUUUAUUCAACUUUUCCCCAUCCCACAUUCCAUUCCUCCUUCCACGCCGCUUUCAUCCACUCAGGAAAUUCGGCAUCCUUUCAUUCCCCUGGUAUCCGCAUUCCUCUCCCUCUCUCUCGUACCUGAAUCUUCACGCGAGCGGAAACGCCACCGCCGUCAUCUGUUCCUCUCACCAUCACAAUCCCUUCUCUCAUUCCCAUACGACAAAGAAGACCCUGGUAUCCGUAUUCCGGAUAUGAUGCAUCCCACCUUUCUAACCCCUUCACCCCUCUUCGCCGAAUCAACCUUUCUUGGGCAGAGGCGUAAUCAAGAACGUUCCUACCCUGCUUCCCUGGUAAAGGGGAGAGUGAAACGCCGUCUGCGAACAUCUCACCCGCCCCGCCGCUACAACCUCAUGCAUCGAGUCGAUGAGCAAGAGAGAUAUGCCUGUGAGGUCUUCACAUCGAGUGUCGAAGCAAACGUCAUCCCUAAGAGCCAGUGUCGUGGCUUUUACGGCCUUCUGCCUCUGCAGAUGGUCCAGAUGAGGGCGUCAAUUCUAGCCUCAGCCCAUCUUGUGAUGUAUGUCUCUCAAUGUGCUUUUUUUUCAAUCGAAUGUUGGGAUAUCCAAAACGAUGCCGAUUAUUUCUACAUUUUUCUCAGUAAAAAUGAGCUUGUACACGGCAUCCUGAACUCCCUCCGACGGCCACUCGCAUGUAAUUACUCCUCAAGUCACACCGCGCUCCUAAAACGAGACAUCCACUUAAAAUUCAUCAUCGAUCAUCAACGUACCAAAACUCCAUCCAACUAA